Messenger RNA from Capsicum annuum, 636 nucleotides. RefSeq names its product secreted RxLR effector protein 161-like. The record is from RefSeq and is a predicted model, not a curated record. The transcript has a single exon. Lineage: Eukaryota; Viridiplantae; Streptophyta; Magnoliopsida; Solanales; Solanaceae. The coding region runs from base 1 to 636 and encodes 211 amino acids.
AUGACCAGACCAGAUAUUGCUUAUUGUGUGCAAACUCUCAGUCAAUUCCUUCAACAACCAAAGAAGUGUCACAUGGAUGCAGCCAUCAGGGUAGUUAGAUACAUCAAAAAAGAACCAAGUCUAGGAGUUUUGUUGUCUAGUCAGGUCAAGAAUGAAGUCACUGCAUAUUGUGAUGCAGAUUGGGCAUCAUAUUCAAAUUCAAGGAAAUCUAUCACUGGCUACUUUGUGAAGCUAGGAGAUUCUAUAGUAUCCUGGAAAUCCAAAAAACAAAAUACUAUAUCCAGAAGCUCGGCUGAAGCAGAAUAUAGAAGCAUUGCAGCAACAGUUGUUGAACUAAUAUGGCUACAAGGUCUUAUGAAGGAAAUCAAAGUUGAUAUUGAAUUACCUACUGUAAUUCAUACAGAUAGCAAGUCUGCAAUGCAGAUUGCUUACAAUCCUGUUUACCAUGAAAGGACUAAACACAUUGAGAUAGUUUGUCACUUCAUAAGGGAAAACAUCAACAAAGGUUCAAUGGCAGUCAACUACAUACCUACUAAAGAGCAGCCGACAGACAUCCUUACUAAAGGGCUUAACAGAUUCCAACAUGAUUACCUUUUGUUCAAGCUAAGCAUGAUCAACAUCUUUGGGACUAUCUAG